GGCACACUUUUACUGGGGAAGGGGGUCUUUUGUUUUCCGAAUCCUCUGCCUCUCCCCCUCCCCCGGGACCCUCCAUGGCUCCCUUAGCCGAAGUCGGGGGCUUCCUGGGUGGCCUGGAGGGCCUGGGCCAGCAGGUGGGCUCCCACUUCCUCCUGCCCCCCGCCGGGGAGCGGCCGCCGCUGCUGGGCGAGCGCAGGGGCGCGGCGGAGCGGGGCGCGCGCGGCGGGCCGGGGGCGGCGGAGCUGGCGCACCUGCAUGGCAUUCUUCGCCGCCGCCAGCUCUACUGCCGCACCGGCUUCCACCUGCAGAUCCUGCCCGACGGCAGCGUGCAGGGCACCAGGCAGGACCACAGCCUCUUCGGUAUCCUGGAAUUCAUCAGUGUGGCAGUGGGACUGGUCAGUAUUCGAGGUGUGGACAGUGGUCUUUACCUUGGAAUGAAUGACAAAGGAGAGCUCUAUGGAUCAGAGAAACUGACUUCUGAAUGCAUCUUUCGGGAGCAGUUUGAAGAGAACUGGUAUAACACCUACUCAUCCAACAUAUAUAAACAUGGGGACUCUGGCCGCAGGUAUUUUGUGGCACUUAACAAGGAUGGAACCCCUAGAGAUGGGGCCAGGUCCAAAAGACAUCAGAAGUUUACCCAUUUCUUACCCAGACCCGUGGAUCCAGAAAGAGUUCCAGAAUUGUACAAGGACCUGCUGAUGUACACUUGAAACGUCAUAGCAUCUUUAUGGAAGAACACAACCACAACCAUCUCAUCUUAGAACAGUUCCCAUUGUAAAAUAUUAAUCCAGGAAGACAUUCAGAGUGUUACAGCAUCUAUUUUUUUUACUG
Otolemur garnettii (small-eared galago) is the source of this 831-nucleotide messenger RNA. It is a transcript of the gene FGF20, whose product is annotated as fibroblast growth factor 20. Gene Ontology annotation, cellular component: cytoplasm. Gene Ontology annotation, biological process: cell differentiation; positive regulation of cell population proliferation; regulation of cell migration. NCBI's taxonomy places the organism in Eukaryota, Metazoa, Chordata, Mammalia, Primates, Galagidae. Bases 75 to 710 code for a protein of 211 amino acids. The record is from RefSeq and is a predicted model, not a curated record. Gene Ontology annotation, molecular function: growth factor activity; fibroblast growth factor receptor binding. The transcript is spliced from 3 exons.